AUUUUCAGCAGAUAAGGCUUGAGGUCUCUCUCCUUACCACUCCUGAACUUCAGCCCCCAGACACACACACUCUCUCUCUGUGACAUCAUGUUCUCUCUAACUGUAAACACUCCCAAACCCCUCUCUCUUCCCUCCACCUUCCUCCCCCACCACCCUCUACCCUUUCCCCAGCACCAGCACCAGCACCAGCACCACAAAGCUUCACUCUCAAAACCCAUCUCAGCCACCAUAACCCCAUCAUCACCCAACCCCUCUCAACAACAACAACAACUCUACCAACCCUUCCGCCCACCCCCAUCUUCUCUCCCCUCCAAAUUCAGCUCUCUCGACAUCGCCGGCCGCCUGGACAUCCUCGCCAACCGUCUCGGCCUGUGGUUCGAAUACGCCCCUCUCAUCCCCUCCCUCUUCCAAGAAGGCUUCUCUCCCUCCUCCGUCGAAGAAAUCACCGGCAUCUCCGGCGUCGACCAGAACCGCCUCGUCGUCGCCGCCCAAGUCCGCGACUCCCUAAUCCAAUCCUCCACCGACCCCGCCACCCUCUCCUUCUUCGACAACGGCGGCGCCGAGCUCCUCUACGAGAUUCGCCUCCUCAGCGCCUCCCAACGCGCCGCCGCCGCACGCUACGUCGUCGAGAACAAGUUCGAUGCGAAGGGCGCUCAGGAUCUGGCUCGAGCCAUGAAGGACUUCCCUCGCCGCCGCGGAGAUCGAGGUUGGGACAGCUUUGAUUAUGCUCUUCCUGGUGAUUGUUUAUCGUUUAUGUAUUAUAGACAAGCCCUAGAGAAUAGAGACCCGUCGGAGGAGAGGACGGCGGGGUUGCAGGUGGCGUUGGAGACUGCAGUGUCGGAGGCCGCGAAGAAGAGGGUUUUGGGGGAUUUGGAAGGGAGUGGUGGUAAUGGGAAGGACAAAAUUGGGGUUGAAGAUGGGGCUAGGGUUCCUGUUGUGAGGAUGAAGGUGGGGGAAGUGGCGGAGUCCACUACGGUGGUGGUGUUGCCGGUUUGUGAGGCAGAGAAGAUGGAGAGACAGUUGGAGGAGGUGCCGUGGGAAUGUGGGAAUGAAGGGGAAUUCGGCGUGGUGGUGGCGGAGAAAGGGUGGAAUAGGUGGGUGGUGUUGCCGGGUUGGGAACCGGUUGUGGGGUUGAGGAGAGGAGGAGUGGUGGUGGCGUUUGCGGAUGCAAAGGUUUUGCCGUGGAAGGCAAAUAGGUGGUACAAGGAGGAGGCGAUUUUGGUUGUGGCGGAUCGGGGGAGGAAGGAGGUGGAGGUGGAUGAUGGGUUUUAUUUGGUGGCAAAUAAUGGUGAUGGUAAUGAUAGUUAUGGAUUGAAGGUCGAGAGGGGUUUGGCAUUGAAGGAAAAUGGUGUAAAGGAGAGUUUAGGGACUGUAGUGUUGGUUGUUAGGCCACCAAGAGAAGAGACUGAAUAUCAAUUGAGUGAUGAAGAUUGGGAGUGAAACAAAAAGUCUGAUGUAAUAUGUACCCAUUUUGUUCAUGAGUUUUGAUAAUGGUGGGAAUUGAAAAUUCAAAAAUGUGAAGAAGCGUUUCAUUUUAAUCACUUGUAAAAGGAUGAUUCUUGUUUAAUUAGAGAGGUAGUUAAACCUCCAUUGUUUUGUUUAAUCGGAGGAUUCAAGAUUUGUAUUGUAUGGGUAACCAAACCAACAAGUUAUAGCUUAAGGAGGCAUCACAUUGAGCUCAAGAUGAAGGGAAGUUACUCAGGAAUGUGAGUCAACAAAGGUAGAGUAGAAUUUAGGUACAUUUCUUCAAGUUGUAAUGUCCUUCUAUGUACUCAUAAAAUUCAAUAAAAAUAAAUAAAGCCUGUUUUUUUUGUUUUA
This is a messenger RNA of Camellia sinensis, 1818 nucleotides long. RefSeq names its product rubisco accumulation factor 1.1, chloroplastic-like. Gene Ontology annotation, cellular component: chloroplast. Lineage: Eukaryota; Viridiplantae; Streptophyta; Magnoliopsida; Ericales; Theaceae. The record is from RefSeq and is a predicted model, not a curated record.